UGCCCAUAAACCAGGCCUGUGGUUUCGCUCUCUUCGCCCCCAACUUGACAACACCUCUUGGUCCACCUCCGCACUAUCCGGAUUCCUGAGCGAAAAUUCCGUGUUUGCGUCCAAGUCCCGCGAUGAACUUCGUGCUAGUGUUUAGUUUGGUGCUUGGAGAGGUGCUAUGUUGGCCCCACGCGGGCGUCUACAUCGACAACGGCCUCAACCAGACCAUCAUCGACCGCGAGAUGACCCCCGCUGAGAAGCGCGAAAUGGAAAUGGAGAUUUUGAACCUGCUGGGCCUCCCCGAGCGGCCCAAGAGGGUGAGCAAGUCGCUGAAGCGCUCGGCCCCCAGGUUCCUCCUCGACAUCUACAAGUCGCUCAUGGAGGAGGAGAAUGGGGGCCACAGGAGCGAGCGGAGCGCCGAUUUGAACCUCAGCGGAGAUGAGCAAAACGCCAUCGACGAGAGCGACGUUAUCAUGACUUUCGAGAGCAUAAACCACCAUGUCAGCAGUGUGCGUCACGAAAGGGGCAAAAGGCUGUGGUUUAAUGUGUCCGAAAUGCCCAUUGCGGAAAAUGUAGUCGGCGCUGAAUUGAGGAUUUAUCAAAAGGAAAUUCUUUCGCCGAAAAAGGCCAGAAAUGUCUACACUGUUACCGUGUUUGAACUUGUUAAUACCGACUCGGGUGAGAGGGAAUUGGAGUAUAUUUCUGCAGUUAAUACCACUGGAAGCUUCACGGGAUGGUUAAAUUUGAAUUUAACGGCUUGUUUGCCCACUUGGGUGGCUUUCCCCGAUUCCAAUAAGGGUCUCUACCUGUCGGUACAUCCGGUCGAUAAGCCAGGUCGCGAGAUAAGGCCGGAAGACAUCGGCCUAAUCACCGCCAAGGGCCCCGACGAGACACACCCCUUCAUGGUGGCCUUCCUCAAAGCCAGCAACCACGUCCAGCCCAAACGAAGCAUUCGCGACUUGAGCUCGAAACGUCGUGUUCGAAAAUCAAACUACGUGGAGAUGAUGCUAAAUGACAACCCCCAUUACGGGUCCACGUGCAAGAUGUACGACCUCUACAUCAGUUUCAAGGACUUGAAAUGGCAGGACUGGAUCAUCGCUCCUACAGGAUACUCUGCUCACUACUGCGCCGGGGAAUGCAAAUUCCCCCUCAACGGCCACAUGAACGCCACUAACCACGCCAUCGUCCAGACUUUGGUCCACUUGAUGAACCCCAACAAGUUCCCCAAGCCGUGUUGUGCCCCAACGAAGUUAACGCCCAUUUCAGUGCUCUAUUUUCAGGACGAUACAAACGUCAUACUGAAAAAGUACAAGAAAAUGUCGGUCAAGAGCUGCGGGUGCCAUUAGCAACUUGUAAAUACAGGGUGAUUCAUGAGGAAUAAUGAGCCUGACGAAAUUUUCGAUGCAACCAACAUUACAGUUGUCGCAAAAUUUGGUCACGCUCGUUAUUCCUCGUGAAUCACCGUGUAUAUAUAUUUUUGUACAUAUUUACUACUAAGAGGGCCCCUAAAUGACACAGCCACUUUUUAAGGAAAACACCCCGAUUUUCAAGGGUUAACAGAAAAGCAGAAAAAUCGUGAAAACACCCCCGUUUUUAAAGUUUUAUUUUAAAAUUAACAUUUUUCAAAGAUUUUACUCUGUUUUUAAGGUAUAUUUAAAAACAGAUAUUUCAAAGAUUCUGUCCUGUGAAAUAAGUUGAUGUAAAAACUGUAUUUAUUAAUAAAUUAGGAUUAUAUGCGA
Tribolium madens (black flour beetle) is the source of this 1727-nucleotide messenger RNA. It is a transcript of the gene Gbb, whose product is annotated as protein 60A-like. Gene Ontology annotation, biological process: SMAD protein signal transduction; BMP signaling pathway. Gene Ontology annotation, cellular component: extracellular region. Bases 123 to 1334 code for a protein of 403 amino acids. Gene Ontology annotation, molecular function: growth factor activity; cytokine activity. Lineage: Eukaryota; Metazoa; Arthropoda; Insecta; Coleoptera; Tenebrionidae. The record is from RefSeq and is a predicted model, not a curated record. The transcript has 5 exons.